CGGGCGUUGUGCGCACGGACACGGUAGCCGAUCGCAAAGUAGGUACCGGUAGCUCAGUAGGUAGCUUGAAGUCCUCGCAGCGCGCACUCCCGCUUUCCCAUCAUGCGCCCACCAUCUACCUCUCUACAAUUGCGAGGACUGGUCCCAUGAAACUUUAUGGUCCAUGCAUCUCAGCGCACAGCAGCAGACAUCGCUGCCACUGAUGGACGGUAAACCCCGCGGGUCCUCAGAAGCGCCCGGCGCCGCUCGCUACGAUUGGACACAGAAUCUUGCCGAUACAGAUCACAUACGUCUCUUUCGCGAAACCGACUGGACUCGCAAUGGCCUGGGGUCACUGCAAGAUUGGGAUUCCACUUUGCAACUGUUCGCAAACUUUGUAUUCGCAGACUCGCGACCCGCUUGUUUGUGGUGGGGACCGGAGUAUGUUGCCAUCUACAACGACGCGUUCGCCCCAAUGUGCCACGGAGUGCACCCCACGCUUAUGGGCUCGACGUAUGCAGAGAGUUUUCCUGAAAUCUGGCCUCAAAUUCGUGCGAUGUGCCAAGAAAGCAUAAAGACCGGUGUUGGGCAAAAUGUCACCUCGGAUGCGCCCUUACUCGUUGAGCGAAAUGGGUGGAAGGAGGAGGCCUUUUUUUCGGGAUCUUUUGUUCCCAUAGGUCCGCAUGAUCGUCCAUUGGGUUUCUACAACUCAGCCUUUGAAGUCACCGAACAGAAGCUUGCCGACCGUCGCACAUCUAUGUUGAACAAACUUGCUGCUGUUCCCUCCCAAAACGUCGAUGCUGUCACCGAUCACGUCCUUGCCACGUUGACGACAAAUAGUUACGAUGUGCCGCUAGCCAUGCUAUAUCAAGUGAGAGGUGACACCGAGCUGACUACACUCGAGUUGCAGGGUCACAUUGGGCUACCUGAAGGACACCAAUUGCUGGUAAAAGUUGCAGAGCUCUCUAGCAGCAAGGGACUGGUUCCUGAUCUACGACGUGCGAGAUGCGGGCCUUGCUUCAUCAACUUUGACGAGCGCUUUCGAUCCGUGUCUUGGCAAGGAUGGGGGGCGCCGUCUGAGAAAAUCGCGAUAUUGCCCAUCACAAGCCUCGAUCGUACUUUUGGAUACCUGGUCAUUGGCUUGAACCCCUUCAGGCCCUUUGGUGACGCCUGUCGCCAGUUUGCAACCGACCUGAGCCACAUGGUCUCCACCAUAUUCUCUGCGGCUGUGAACUUCGAGCUUGCUGAGAGUCGUCGCAAGCAGCUCGAGUCCGACCUAGCCUUCUCUAAUCUCCAGCUUCGCCAUCUCGUGAACCAUGCAUCAGUGGGCAUGUGCCACGUUUCUAACGAAGGUCAGAUGCUUUGGGCCAACGAGCAUUACUUCCAGCUUGCAGGAAGAAGUGCAGAUGAGCAUCUAGCCAACUAUUCCUUCUACGAUGUUUACUUAGAAGAGGACCUUCCACAGGUGGAGGGACUAUGGAACAAUCUUAUCUCAGGUAUGGAACAUGUAAAUGCCGAGUUCCGCCUGAAGCGGACGUACACAGCGCCAACUGGCGAGGAGAUGCCAGCUUCCAUUCAGGUUCUUGGGUUUCCUUAUUGCGACUCAAACGGUCGGGUUCGGUCAAUAAUGGCCUGCACCACUGAUAUUUCUCGGUUGAAAUGGGCCGAGAAAUUCCAUGCUCGAUCAGCGAUGGAGGCAAGAGAAGGGAAGAAACAACUGGAGGCUUUCGUCGAUUUCGUCUCUCAUGAGAUGAGAAAUCCUUUGGGUGCUAUCAUGCACUGCGCCGACGCCAUUGUUGCGAUGACCGAGAAGCACAGCUCCGCUAGGAUUGCAGCGGAGUGCUCUGCGACCCUCGCAGACAAUAAGGAAAAGGCUAAGAUCAUCCUGCAAUGUGCCACGCACCAGAGACGUAUACUGGACGACGUAUUAACGCUCAGCAAGCUCAAUUCGACAUUGCUGUCCAUCACACCAGCACCAGUUGCGCCUUCAAGCCUGGUCAGUUCUGUUGUAGGCAUGUUCGAAGCCGAGCUGGGAAGCAACUCAAUUCGCUGCAAAGUCGACGCCGAUCCAUCUAUGUCUGACCUUUCUGUCACUCAGGUCUCUCUGGAUCCAUCCCGAGUUACACAAAUUUUCAUCAACUUGCUCACGAAUGCCAUCAAGUUUGUGAAAGGCUCCAAUGAUCCUUCCAUAACAAUCAAGUACGGCGCGAGCUUGUCGAGUCCGCGGAGUUAUUUUCCUGACAACAUGACCUGGGCCGAUAGCAAACCAAGCAUUGAUAUGAAUGGUCCAGAGUGGGGCACAGGGGAACAGAUAUUCCUCAAUUUCACUGUCCAGGAUACCGGGAUUGGUAUGGACAGUGGCGGCAUUGCUAAGAUUUUCCAACGUUUUUCACAAGCCAAUAUCAAGACGCAUGUGACCUAUGGAGGCAGUGGACUCGGUCUAUUCAUCUCGAAAGAGCUUGCUGAGAAACAAGGUGGUGAGAUCGGGGUGUUUUCUGUGCCUGGGCUGGGCACAACUUUCGGAUUCUAUAUAAAAGUCCGUCGCAGGACAACAGAACAUGUGAUACUCACUAAGCCGUCAAUAGAGCAGGGCUCCAAGCCAACGACACAGCGGCUAAAUGUCCUGUUGGUAGAAGACAACAUAAUCAACCAACAGGUCCUAAGCAAGCAAUUGCGACAAGCAGGAUGUGUGGUUGAAGUCGCUAAUCACGGGCUCGAAGCGUUACAGAGUUUAGACGAGAAGACGUUCGAUGCCGUACUCAUGGAUUCCGAGGUGAGUACAAUGCUUGCAAGCAGCUUUUGAGAAUGUACUAAUUUUACCGUCAAGAUGCCGGUCUUGGACGGUCUGUCAGCUACCCGCUUAAUACGGCAGAAAGAGCUGCAUGGUGAGGGUCUUCUUGGAAAUCCUUUGGCAAGAGGAGUACGAGCGCGAAAACAUCUCCCGAUCAUCGCAGUGACUGCAAACGUCCGUGACGAGCAGAUCACAGCAGCAAUCGAAGCUGGCUCG
Didymella exigua CBS 183.55 is the source of this 2986-nucleotide messenger RNA. Its product is annotated as putative histidine kinase HHK15p. The record is from RefSeq and is a predicted model, not a curated record. The coding region runs from base 164 to 2782 and encodes 872 amino acids. NCBI's taxonomy places the organism in Eukaryota, Fungi, Ascomycota, Dothideomycetes, Pleosporales, Didymellaceae. The transcript is spliced from 2 exons. Gene Ontology annotation, molecular function: phosphorelay sensor kinase activity. Gene Ontology annotation, biological process: phosphorylation; phosphorelay signal transduction system.